Molecule: messenger RNA, 2842 nt
Organism: Harpia harpyja (harpy eagle)
Lineage: Eukaryota; Metazoa; Chordata; Aves; Accipitriformes; Accipitridae
Gene: MAPT
Product: microtubule associated protein tau
Exons: 17
Coding region: 123-2570 (815 amino acids)
Biological process (GO): neuron projection development; microtubule cytoskeleton organization
Cellular component (GO): neuron projection
Molecular function (GO): microtubule binding
Source: RefSeq, a predicted model, not a curated record
CGCGCGCGCCCCCCCCCCCCCUCCGCCCCUCCCCGCCCCCCGCCCCGCCCGCGCCGCCGCUGUCACUCGCCGCCCGGCUCCGGUGCGGACUCCCCUGCAGCGGCAGGUAACUUUGCUGAGAGAUGGCGGAGCAGCGUCAGGACAUCACCAUGAUGGAAGAUCAUGCAGCUGGCCAGGAGAAGCACAUCCCAUCAGGCUAUCCCCUUCAGAUACCAGUCGAUGAUGGAUCGGAUGAGCCUGUUUCUGAAACAUCUGACGCUAAGAGCACCCCAACUACGGAAGAUGCCACAGCACCUUUAGUGGAGGAAGGAGACCACGAGGAUCAGGGUGGUGUCGAACAGCACGGGGAGAUCCCAGAAGGAACCACAGCUGAAGAGGCAGGCAUAGGAGCCACACCCAACCUGGAGGACCACGCUGCAGGAGAUGCCGCUCAAGGGGAGCCAAGCUCUCCAAAGCUACAACCUGGCCCUCAGGAGCGUGUGGAAGAUGCAAUAAAAAGAGAAAGCCAGCCCACAAAGCAGGUAGCUGGCGUUCUUCAGCAGCCUCUUCUGUCGCAUGAAACGAAGGCUACAACGGCAGCUCCUACCAGAAUCGAGGUCACCAUCCCAAUACCCCUGGAUAUGUACCAAGACUCCAGAGCAUCUGAAGGCAGCAAUGAGUUGUGGGAUCAUCGAGGCAGAGAAGGCAUUGGUGUGGAUCCAGCACUGGGAACAGAGCUAGGUCGUGAUGUGCGCACUGAGGGGCUGGCAGGAGCAGGUGGCACAGAUGACUCCCAUCUUAAAGAUGGGCCAUCUCCUUUAUAUACCAGAGCUCCAUUAAAAGAAGAUGCUAGUGGACGGGAAAGAGAUGAGGACCGUGAUAUUGAUGAAACUUCUGAACAGGAUUUGCUUUCCCUGGUGGGAAAACAUGUUUCGUCAGAACCUGAAAUGGGCUUGUGUCCAGCAACAGCCAAGAAAGCUCUUGAAGAAUAUGCCUUUGAAGAAAACGAGUCCAAAGAUGUCCUCAGAGACAUCCCAAGAAAGGCAAUUCUUGUUGAAACUGAAUCACAUAAAGCAGGAGAGGACCAAGAGGAGAGGAGACAGCCAUUGAAGGGGGAAGAAGACACACAUGUCACCCCACCAGAGCCUUCUGAAAUCAUCUCUGAGAAAGAAGCUGAACCCAGGGAGGGAGAAGAUUCUGGACCCUUGCUAGAAACAGCCAAACUCCCUGUUGAGUUAAAAGAUGACAUGGAAGACAAAGAUGCUCCUUUGGAAGAGGCUGUGCCAGAUACAGGAGGACGCCGGACGCCCAAGAAGAAACCCUGUGCUCAUGUUGCAGAUAAAGCCGUCAGUCGUGUGCCUCUCCUAAAAGGUCGUAUUGACAGCAAAGACAAGGAAGGGACUGAAGCUGAGGAAAAGAAACCGAAGAAAUCCUCACCUUCCACUGCCAAACCCCCAGGCGAUAGACCCUCCAUCCCCCCCCAACGACACACCUCCUCUAGCACAACCCCUUCGAAAACACCCUCCAGCCCUGCUUCCACCUCUAAACGAGUCUCUUCUGUCACAUCCCGACCUGCCAGUACAGGAACGCAAGAAACGAAAGCCAAGGGCCCGGAGAUGAGAGGUGGCACGAAGACGGGCACGCCGCGAUCUGCAGCUGGGCAGGCUCAGAGGAACUCGACCAAUGCCACGCGCAUCCCAGCAAAGACGCCCACGGCCCCCAAGACGCCUCCCAGCUCCGGCAGAAAGGAGCAGAAAAAACCACCUCCUGCAGCAGCAAAGUCUGAGAAAGGUGAGCAGCCAAAGUCUGGAGACAGAAGCGGUUACAGCAGUCCCGGCUCCCCCGGGACUCCAGGCAGCCGUUCCCGCACUCCCUCUCUGCCCACCCCACCAGCCAGGGAGCCCAAGAAGGUGGCAGUGGUUCGCACACCACCGAAAUCUCCUGCUUCUGCCAAGAGCCGCAUCCAGCCGUCAGCCGCACCCAUGCCUGAUCUGAAAAAUGUGAAGUCCAAAAUUGGCUCAACUGAAAACCUGAAGCACCAGCCUGGAGGUGGCAAGGUGCAGAUUAUUAAUAAGAAGCUGGACUUUAGCAGCGUUCAAUCCAAGUGUGGCUCAAAGGAUAAUAUCAAACACAUCCCAGGAGGAGGCAGUGUGCAGAUUGUUAAUAAGAAGUUGGACUUUAGCAGCGUUCAAUCCAGGUGUGGCUCAAAGGAUAAUAUCAAACACAUCCCAGGAGGAGGCAGUGUUCAAAUCGUUUACAAGCCAGUUGACCUGAGCCAUGUGACAUCCAAAUGUGGUUCCCUGGGCAACAUCCAUCACAAACCAGGUGGUGGCCAGGUGGAGGUGAAAUCUGAGAAACUGGACUUCAAAGAUAAGGUGCAAUCGAAAAUCGGGUCCUUAGAUAACAUCAGCCACGUCCCUGGAGGAGGAAAUAAAAAGAGAGAGAAAGGCAAGGAAGACAAGACCUGUCCCCAGGCUGCUCGGACCCCGAGCCCAGACCCCGCUGGGCUCCAGGCCCUGGUGCUGGAGCCGCCCACCCCCCCGGAGAGCCAGCUCCCAGCCUUGCACUCGGCUGGGGAGGGCACCAAUUGAGACUCAUAAGCUGACUUUCCGUGAGAACGCCAAAGCCAAGACCGACCACGGCGCUGAAAUCGUCUACAAGUCCCCCACCAUUUCCGGAGAUGCCUCCCCGCGCCGCCUUAGCAACGUCUCCUCCACCGGCAGCAUCAAUAUGGUGGACUCCCCCCAGCUCGCCACGCUAGCCGACGAAGUGUCUGCUUCGCUGGCCAAGCAGGGCUUGUGAUCGGGGCACGGCGGGCAAAGAUGAGAGAAGACAAGGAAAAAAAAAAAGAAAAAAAUAAUAA